GGUGUGCCUGGUGCUGAAUAUCUGUACUCAUCACUCGCUGGAUUUGAUUCCAAGACGGCAGCCGUUUGAGCUGGUGACGGUGCAACCAAGUGUGGAACUGGGAGAAGCUAAUAAUGGAACGAUAUUUAUGCUUGCUUCAUUUAGAAUUUGAACAAACUUUUGCUCAUAUUGUGGCGCUCCUGGUGGACGGAUUUGGAAGUUCUUGGCGCCCACGUGUCGGGAAUUUUGUCAGCUUCACGUAUGAUUUUUGACAUUCCGCAAAUCGACUGUACUUUGUAAACAAUCAACAUGGAAGCCGAAAGAAGGGAAAAAAUUGUGCACAGUUUUUUGGAAAAUCCAUUGUGGUCUGCAUCUAACCUAGCUAAAUAGCUGAGAUUGCCCAGAAAUACCGUAUGGCGCGUUAUCAAACGGUAUAAGGAAACAUUGACGACGAUUCGGAAGCCUCAAGCCAAUCGUCGGAGUGGAACUGUCGACCGGAAACUGCGUGGUAAAAUUUUGAAGACCAUUAGGAGAAAUCCUAAUCUUUAGGACCGUGAUUUGGCCAGAAAAAUCGGUGCUGCCCAUAGUACCGUGAGGAGAACUCGACUCCGGGACGGAAUCAAGUCGUAUCGAGCUAGCAAACAGCCAAAUCGGACCAUAAAACAGAAUGGUGUGGUCAAAAUUCGUGCUAGGAAACUAUAUGACCAAGUUCGACGGGUGUCUUCCGAUGGACGAUGAAACCUAUGUCAAGGCAGACUUCGGGCUAAUCCCGGCAACGGCUCGGAGGAAUGUUCCAGAAAAAUUGAAGAAAAGUAAGAACCGGUCCUGCAGUCAAACGGAGUGCCCCACUAUGGCGGCACUACAACAAAAGCUUCACCGUCGGUGCUUCCCAGGAAUGAAUAAUUUUAGCAGAGUUGAAGUAAUUGUCACACAGGUUGACAAAUCCAACAGAUCUUGCGGUAUCGUCGACCUGGAACCGUGUUCCGUAGAAGCAUCGAGCAACGAUUCGAAUCCCUCGAUAAACAUGCAAUGUGCGUUGUCCAACGAGUAUGAUCGAACCUUCUGGUUUUAUUUGCUGAUUCGGUUUCUGUCCACCACUAUGCUAACUGCCACUCUAACCAUCACCGAUCCGAUGGCAUUGGCGAUGAUCGAACAGCAAGGCGGUGAUUUUGGUCGAGAAAAACUAUUUUCCAGUGUCGGAAUGGCCAUAUUUACUCCAUUGACUGGUCUGUUGAUCGAUUACUUCUCCGAAGGUGUUCACAGCACCAACUACAAUCCUGCGUUCUACACGUACGAUAUCUUACUGGGACUGUCCCUGAUCUCCGUGAUGUUCUUACCGAUUGGCAAAAAACUACCGUCAGAAAAUAUUAUGAAAAAUCUGUUUCAGAUCCUUCAGCACCCACAUGUGCUGGUGUUCAUAUUUUUCCUAUUCUUUCUCGGAAGCUUCUGGGGAUUUAUCGAGAGUUACUUGUUCGUGAUCAUGAAAGAGAUGGGCUCACCAAACUACCUGCUAGGAUUGACCUAUACUGUUGGAACCGUUGCUAGCAUACCGAUGAUGUACCUGACCGGACCGAUCACGAAAAAAGUAGGACAUGUAAACCUUCUGGUGGUGGCGUUCUUCGCGCACGCUCUCCGAAUUCUGGGAUAUUCCUUCAUCCACAACCCAUUCUGGUGCUUUCCGAUCGAGUUGAAUGAGGCCAUUUCCUGCUACUUCAUGUGGGUAGUGGCUACCACUUACUGUGCCGUAUUGGCUCCCAACAGCUUAGUAGCAACUCUGAUAGGCGUUUCGGGAAUGAUCCACUUUUGUUUAGGAAAAGGCAUUGGAUCGUUUGCUGGUGGGUUCCUGAUAGCGGGCUUCGGAACUAGGAUGGGAUUUCGGUACAUGGGAUAUAUUGCGUUGUCGGGCGGUGUCCUUUAUAAAUUUGUCCACGUGGUCUGGCUGAAGAAAUACGACAAACAUCAAACGGUGGAAACUGAAGACGAUGUGAUUAAUGCAUCGAAAAGGAAGCAGUCGAUUUCAAGCAAAAGUAACCAUUGUUGAAACUUAUCGACGAUCAGUAAAUUAUGACGCGUAAGUAAGUGAAAAACACCACAAAAAUUUAUAGUAUUAUAAUAUCUAUGUCAAUUAUGUUAUUACUAACAAUAAACUUCACA
Molecule: messenger RNA, 2133 nt
Organism: Malaya genurostris
Lineage: Eukaryota; Metazoa; Arthropoda; Insecta; Diptera; Culicidae
Exons: 4
Coding region: 647-2020 (457 amino acids)
Cellular component (GO): membrane
Source: RefSeq, a predicted model, not a curated record